AUGUUGGCGCAAAGAUGUUGCCUUCAACUGCUGAUCCUCCUCCUGUUGUUAAAGUUACCCACCGGUGUUCAGGAAAGGUCCCGAAAAUAUUACUGGAAUCCGAAAAUGAGGGAGAGAAAGUUCAAAAUGUUUGGAACCAGAAGGACUCAAAUACAACCGCUGUUGAUCAGUACAUGGAACUACACGGAUGCCAAUUUGCAAGCGUGGAGUGUUUUGCAGCAGGGAUCACGAAGGACUCGUCAGGCGGUGAUCCAAGGAUGUUUGGCCUGCCAAAGCCAGCGAUGUGGCCGCCUUUUGGCCGGGGGAGCUGCUCCAGAUGCGAAUGGAACCUUGACCCUGGAAGCUGCCAUCAUGGAUGGCUCAACCUUGAGAUACGGUGCAGUUGCUGGCAUGGAAGGAGUUCGCAAUGCCAUCCUCGUGGCAGAUGCAGUUAUAAGAUACACAAAACACUCGCUUUUGGUGGGCAAAAGCGCUACGAUAUUUGCCCGAUCCAUGGGCUACAAGGAGGAUUACCCUGAGAGUAUGAGCACCCAGAAGGUGUUGAAAAAAUGGAACUUAAACGCCUGUCAACCGAAUUUCUGGCGUGACGUGAACCCUUCUCCCAUGGAAAACUGUGGUUCAUACACACCCUUACCCCAGCAUCUGAUGAAGCAACCAUUGCACCCGGAAUAUCCCAUCGUACUGGGUCAACACGAUCAGCUGGCCUUUUUGGCCCUGGACGCAGAGGGUCAAUUCCAUGUGGCCAGCCAAUCGAGUGGCGCCCCCUUUCGGAUCCCCGGAAGGGUGGGGGAUUCGGCGGUGCCAGGUGCCGGGAUUUAUGCGGAUAAUGAGGUGGGUGCCGCGGUGGCCAGUGGCGAUGGAGAUGUCCUCAUGCGCCACCUGCCCGCCUUCCUGGCCGUCGAGGCGAUGAGAGGGGGUCAAAAGCCGGACAAGGCCGCCGAGAGGGUGGUGCAACGCCUGCUGAGACACAAUACCGAGUUCAAUGGGGCCGUGGUGGUGGUCAAUCGCAGGGGCAUCUAUGCCGCCGCCUGCGCAGGACUCGACGAGUUCCAUUUCGUGGUCAGUGGGGGCAGGGAGUAUCUCAGCAUGGCCCGGGUGGAGCGGAUCAAGUGUCUGGAGAGGCAGAGUGAAAUCGUGGAUGGCGGGCCCAAGGGACUGUUUCGUGGGAACCCCGAAAAGCAGGUGGUGCACAGGGCAGGGAUUAAGUUAAGGUAG
Molecule: messenger RNA, 1215 nt
Organism: Drosophila subpulchrella
Lineage: Eukaryota; Metazoa; Arthropoda; Insecta; Diptera; Drosophilidae
Product: L-asparaginase-like protein GD25160
Exons: 1
Coding region: 1-1215 (404 amino acids)
Biological process (GO): protein deglycosylation
Cellular component (GO): lysosome
Molecular function (GO): N4-(beta-N-acetylglucosaminyl)-L-asparaginase activity
Source: RefSeq, a predicted model, not a curated record